Ceraceosorus guamensis is the source of this 2277-nucleotide messenger RNA. RefSeq lists its product as hypothetical. NCBI's taxonomy places the organism in Eukaryota, Fungi, Basidiomycota, Exobasidiomycetes, Ceraceosorales, Ceraceosoraceae. The transcript is spliced from 5 exons. Bases 1 to 2277 code for a protein of 758 amino acids. The record is from RefSeq and is a predicted model, not a curated record.
AUGCACCGCCCACUCAGACUGAGUGAGAUCAACGUCCAGCAGAUUGCUGAGACUGCCGAGGCCCAGCGAAAGACCCCCAUUACGAAGAGAAAGAGGACCAAGCCUCACUUUGAGCGUGAGCUGAUGGCGGAGCAGAAGGCGCAGUGGCUCCAAUGUCAGAGGGAAAGAGCAGAGGAGAUGAUGCUUGUCACCAUCGAAGUGAAUAAGUUGUCGCACCCCGACAUACUGCAGCGAAAGAAGCUGCACGAGAUGUGGGAAGGGCAGUGGGAGAAGGUGCAAGGUGGCGAGAUGGAUCUUUUGGAUGCUGUGAAUGCGAGGAUUACUCUGCAGGGUUACAAGCCGGUGGAUCGCGAGACUUGGGAAGCCUACCUGGAGCCAGUCGAGGAAAUGCUCUGUCAGGUGGACAGUGGCAUGUUCACGCCGGAAGAUCUUGGGCUUGCGGCCGCAGAGCAGACGGAGACCGAGCAGGUCAACAAGUUCUACUGGCGUGCACGUCCCGCAGGGGACGGUGCGCGAGCGCGAUACGCAACGCGAUUCCCCCAAGCGAUCCUGGCAACGUUCAUUGCGGAAGAGGAGCUGCAAGGUCCGUGUGCUGGAGUCACAGACAACUACUUCGGCUUCACCACGCGCUCAUUGCAAGCCAGAGCUCAGGAGGAUGAGUAUCGCCCUGGGACCUCGGCGAUGCUCAACUACAUGUCGACAAUCGAGGCGAAUCCGUUCCAGGCAUAUGAGCUACCGAUCAUGGUGCCGUAUGCCUUGCCCAACAGUAACGUUCAGCCCUCGCACAGUAGCACGUGUCGCUAUCAGCAAGAUGACGGUCUCGUGUCGCUGCUGGACCGAGCCAAAACGGCAGCCACGGUGCAACUGGAGCAGGAGAUUCUUGACGAGGCCCUCUCAACCAACCUGACGUUUCCCCGACCAGCAACGCAGCGACUCACCACGAGCGAGCAGCGACUUGGUGUCGUCCCUUUGCGCGCUGACUCGGUCUUUGAGCUACAGCCAGCCUUUGGACAAGUGGAGCGACUUCUGGCCAACCUGGGCCCUCCACUGCGCUCUUUCAACAGCGCACGAUACGGUGGUCUGCUCCUAGACCAAUGGACGCUGCCUACAAGCGUCACGGACAUCACCCUUCAAGCCAUCAUCGAUGCUGGCAGCACAAACAACCUGCCUUGGCUGCAAGGGGUCACCGUCACGCCUGUCGACAAUCUUGCUGCUGUCCUUCCCACAAGCAGCACGACAACCCUUGCCAUCGGAGAUCAACCGACGUCGAGCAUCCAUGACCUGAUGCUUGCCUGGUUCAUGACCCUUCGAGACUGGUGGAGCGCCAAUUUUCCCCAGCUGUCUUUGCUGGACAUUGCUGGCCAGACUUCCUUCUUUGGACCGGUGGCAGGGAGUGGACCAAAGAUCUGGAGAGAAAAUGCUCAAAGAGUUGGCCUUGAUCUUGGACCAUUUCUUGAUCUCGUUGCAUUUGUUGACAACCACGGUGGUCUGCUCCUAGACCAGUGGACACUGCCUGCAAGCAUCACAGAAAUCACUAUUCAGGCCAUCGUUGAUGCUGGCAGCACAAGCCACCUGCCUUGUUUGCAAGAGAGGUCAGCGCAGAUGAGAUCAUGGUUGCAAAUGGCCUAUGUCUUGCUGGAGGCCCUUUUGAAGAAGAUCGACAGUGGUACGCUGGAUCCCGAGGAGCUCGGCCUCCAGCCGACUGCUCUAGAAGGAGACGCUCCACCCACCAACAAGUUCUACUGGCGUGCUCGCCCAGUCGAUGCUGCCACUCGUGUGCGGUUCGCGGAGCAGUUUCCACAGGCAAUUCUUGCUGCCUUUAUAGCGGAAGAAGAUGUCAAUGGCCUGGGAGUUGGAGCAACAGAGAAUUACUUUGGCUUCGCAACGCGCUCAGUGCGCGCUCGAGCCGCAGAAGAUGAGCGUCCUUCUGCCACUUCAGCAAUGCUCAAUUUCAUUUGUACGGUCUCGGGCCCAAGACGCUUGGGUGUCGCGCCUCUGAGAGCCGAUGCAGUCUUUGAAACAACACCUGCAAUCGGUGAAAUCGAGCGUUUUGUGGUCAACCUUGGUCCGCCCCUGCACUCCUUCAACAGUGCACGCUACGGAGGCCUGCUCACCGAUCAGUACAUCAUCGACGCAGAAAUAGAAGCGCUCAGCCUGACUUCCAUUCUGCAGUCUGGCGCCGCUGAAGGUCAACCCUGGCUCCAAGAAAUCGUCGAUCAACUGUCGUCGAUGGAGGAAGGCCUCGCUGAUGGUCACAGCGCUGCCAGCGCCCAAUGA